Molecule: messenger RNA, 698 nt
Organism: Trichoplusia ni (cabbage looper)
Lineage: Eukaryota; Metazoa; Arthropoda; Insecta; Lepidoptera; Noctuidae
Gene: PBAN
Product: PBAN-type neuropeptides-like
Exons: 6
Coding region: 1-570 (189 amino acids)
Biological process (GO): neuropeptide signaling pathway; pheromone biosynthetic process
Molecular function (GO): neuropeptide hormone activity
Source: RefSeq, a predicted model, not a curated record
AUGUUCACUUCGUUGCAAAUUUUCGGUAUUACUCUAGUACUUGUAAUUGCCUGUGUCUUAUGCAGUAACGAUGUCAAGGAUGCAGGCAGAGGUGCUCACAGCGACCGGGGAGGACUGUGGUUCGGUCCCCGUUUAGGAAAAAGGUCUCUAGCAUCCGAAAAUAAAAAGCAAGCUUUUCUGAAAGUACUGGAAGCUGCCGACGCUCUCAGAUAUUACGAUGAACAAUACCCCCGCGAACUACAAGGUGUUGACCCCGAAACCAGUGUUACAAAAAAGGUUAUCUUUACCCCAAAGCUUGGAAGGAAUAUAAUUGAUGAAGAGGAGGUUGAGAGAGAAGAUUUUACCCCAAGGCUAGGCAGACAGGUCGUCGACGAGAUGCCGGCUACCCCCACCGAUCAACAGUUGUACGGAGUUGACCAGAACACUAUUGAAAGCAGGGCAAAGUAUUUCUCCCCGCGGCUUGGAAGAUCUAUGAACUUUUCUCCACGUUUGGGCAGGGAGCUUGCUUACGAAAUGCUGCCACGAAAAAUAAGAUUAGUGAGGAGCAUAAACAAAACGCACUCAACGUAAUUUCGGAGGGAAAAUUAAACGCUAGUGUUGCCAUUUAUAUUUUUAAAUGUAUACAUUAAUUUUGGACGAAAUAACUGAUUGUUUAUAAUAUAAAUAUUUAAGAAUAUAGUCGGUGUAUAAAUAAAUGA